This is a messenger RNA of Salvelinus namaycush (lake trout), 3940 nucleotides long. RefSeq names its product transmembrane protein 200A-like. The record is from RefSeq and is a predicted model, not a curated record. The transcript has 3 exons. NCBI's taxonomy places the organism in Eukaryota, Metazoa, Chordata, Actinopteri, Salmoniformes, Salmonidae. The coding region runs from base 29 to 715 and encodes 228 amino acids.
CCUCUGUCUAUCCAGUCUGUGGUAGAGGAUGACAGCAGCGGGGUCCACUGGAGCGGUCAACGCCGUCUGCACCCAAGACUCCUCCCACUCACCUAAAACAACCUGCCCACAAACCACAUGGCCCUGCCCACUCUGCUUCUCACAGCAACAGAAGGAUGAGCUCGAAGUCAGACUCCGCCUCCGCUCCCCUCCUGGGGCAUGGCUACUAGCGGGCGUUGUCGUGGUGAUGGUGGGAAUGUUUGUGGCCGUGGCCGGGUACGCUAACUCCACUCCUAACCCUGUGGGUGGGCGAGGCAGCUCCCACAGCGAGCGAAUGAAACUGCUCGGCCCUGUCGUGAUGGGCAUCGGCCUGUUCAUCUUCAUCUGUGCUGGAACCCUGCUGUACGAGAACCGGGACCGCGAGAACCGAGAGCGUGAGAACCUUGAGAACCCUGAGGAGCAGGGGAAACGCAAACAGAAGAAAACAAGGGAACGGCGCUGGGAGAACCGUGAUUAUGAGGAUGUGGAACAGGGGAACCAGAGAGAGCCCUCAGACAGACACUCCCCUCUCCCUGAGGAGUGCCUGCCCCCCCUGCCUCCCAGAGUGCCUAGACAGGAGGGGUCAGAGUUGAACGUUCUCUCUGUGGGAGCGCUGAGCUCACUGCUGCCUGGGGGGGACAGGGGCGUGAAGAGAGAAUCAGAGAGGUGGGGGGUAAAGGGGGCUCAACCCUGCUAACCAGAGUCCUGCACCACCAGGACCCCCCCUCCUCCUGUCCCUCCCCAGCUCCCUCCUCUGUGUACUCUGACUCCUGUAACUCCAGUGAGAUCAACUAUAACGUUCAGACAGGCUCCCCUAUCCACUCUAUUCACCAACUCUGAGAUUCUACUCUUCUCACAUCUGUACAUGCUUUCUAAAGAAAUGCACCACAUAUUUCUCCAUCUCUUUCUGUGGUUUCUAUAGGCUGUAGAUGCAGUGGAGUGUGUUGGGCAUCUCUCUCUACCUAUCUAGGAUGGGCAGAGCCAGGGGGAGACAGGGCUAGGUGACGUCAGCUUGUUGUUGUGUAGUAAAGUCUCUCUCAGGGGUGUUUGACUGUAUUUGGGCUUGAGGGAGGAUUCCACUGCAGACAGUAACUGUGGUGCCAUCCUGAAUGAUGCGCGUACACACAGUAAAUACGGCCAGACAUUCCGCUGUGGAACAGGCUGCUUUGGAGAACUUUGAUUCAUGAUGUCGUUUUAACUGUAACUCAGUUUGAUCUGAUAUUAGUGACUCUGUUUGUCAUGGCUGUUCUCCUAUAGGGGUUCUGUUUACACACACCCAAACUUGGCUCAAGAGAUGGACAGAAAUCAUAGCAAUGAAAAGAAAGUUAAUGCCUUCUCAUAGUUGGCUGUUGGCUGUCCACAUGCUUACUCUUUACUUGAGUUAGAUGUUACUACCCACCGGCCAAUAACUGGUAGAAUCCACGUUGUUCCACUUCAUUUCAACAAAACAUUUGCAAAAAGUCAUCAACGUAAGGCAAUUGCGUCCUUUUCACACCCAACUUUGAACCUAAAUCCAAUGUCAUUGUGAAUUUGUUUGGUUGAUUUCACGUUGAAUUCACGUUAGCUGACAACUCAACCAAAUGUGCCCAGUGGGUAGUCUGUUUGCAGUGCAUAUAUGAAGUAUAUCUUUGCAGCAUGUAUGCAGCAAACCUUUGGUCUUUAAGGUACACAAAACCAUUAGGAUGUUAGACUGGGUUUAAUUGAAUAGAGCCCACAGAUGCAGUAAAAGGGGGGAGGAGAGAGAGAGAUGAAGGGGGGAUUUUAAUUGUCCUGAGUGUUCUCCUCCAGCCUCCAAUUACACUGUGGAACCGACCAAGGGUUUUCUAUUGGUAUUUCAGGACUGCAGAGUAUUUCCUCUGUUGUUCAGACACAUGCUGGGAUAAUGCCAUUGAGAUUAGUGAGGAACGCCAAGACUGCCUUGCCCUGCACGGCCAGACACAUCUACACAACACAAGCACAACACACACACACACACAACCGCAUGCAUGCUUUCACACAUGCUGAACCUCACACACCUCGUAGUGCUUUUGAACCCAUUAACCCCGGUUCACCACCAGUGACACUACCAGGGAUAAACCAGUACUUGGUUUCUCGCUUCUGACUAUGCUAAUACUGGGAAGUGUGUGUUUUUGUGAGUUUAUGCAGCAGCUGAAUUAUGUGGUCAGUCAAAGUUUGCUGGACUGUAAUCCUGAACAUCAGAUUAAAUUCACAUGUAAUCCCUGCCUGACCCUAACACAUACUCUCACAAUGCUCCACCUAUGGCCUCCCAUAACACACACACACACACACACACAAACGGGCGCACACGCACACACCCUCUCUGUCCCACACGGAGAUAACCUGUGCAUUGUAUUUCUGCUCUUGCUGUUGCCUAGGUUUGUUAAACUGUCUCAGUCUGUCUCUGUGUUACGCAAUCCCACAAACAGGACAGUUGUUUUAGUCUCCCUCUAAUGUCAGUCAUACAUUUUAUUAGAGUUUAUGCAGGAUCAGUACUGUAGCCCCCCCCCCCUGGUGGGACUGGGAGCACUGUCUCUAAGCUGCUUAACUCCUCGCUGAGUCAGACACGUGUGUUUUACCGAGGAGGGAGACCCUACUGGGGUUACAGGACCAGAGACAGAGGGCUGAAUCCUAACAUCAAUCCUAACAUGCAAAUCACAACUUUGUGCAAAUAUCCCAUUGAUCAGUAGAUAGUCAGGAUCUCAAGUUAGUGUUUCAACCUGGCACCGCAACAACACCUGGGACAUCUGUGACCCACAGCAACAACACCUGGGACAUCUGUGACCCACAGCAACAACACCUGGGACUCACAGCAACAACACCUGGGACACCUGGGACCCACAGCAACAACACCUGGGACUCACAACAACAACACCUGGGACACCUGGGACCCACAGCAACAACACCUGGGACACCUGGGACCCACAGCAACAACACCUGGGACACCUGGGACCCACAGCAACAACACCUGGGACACCUGGGACCCACAGCAACAACACCUGGGACUCAGAGCAACAACACCUGGGACACCUGGGACUCACAGCAACAACACCUGCGACACCUGGGACCCACAGCAUCAACACCUUCACAUAAAAUGAGGAUGAUCAGGAGGAGCAACGGGAGGAGGGGCCUCUGCAGUGUUUCCGCUGUGACCUGGGCUUCUGGGAUGCCUGCUACACCACCAAAACCAACUGCAACACCGGGGAGAAGUGCUACACUGGCCGAGGGAAGGCAGGUGAUGUGUUGGACGUUAAGUUGCUGGGCUGUGUCAAGGCGAAGGAGUGUGAGCUGGUGACCAAUGUGGAGAUCUUCUCCAACACAACCAUCUACAUGAUGACCAGGCACUGCUGCGACACACACUUCUGCAACACCGGACACACACUACCCCUCAACACACUCCUAUCCCUGUCACUGCCUACAAUAACCAUCAUCCACCUCUCCUCUCCCUGGCAGUGACUACAAUAACCAUGAGCCUCACCUUCAACAGACUACAAUAACCACCAUGCAUCAUAAAGUCCCCAGCAGCACACAUUUAUUACAUUUUCUUAAUUCUGUUAAUAUUCUGUGUUUAUUUGUCAAGGAAUAUGGACAGUAAUUAAAAUGUGGAUGUGCCAGAUUAAGGCAAAAGUCUCAUGUUCAACCCUUAGAAGCUGUCUCUGGGCUUGGGCAAAAUUGUUUAGAUGGUUUUAUGGAAUUCAAUUUUGAAUAGUAAUUUUCUAGUAAUAGAAUAGUAAUUUUCUCAUUCUGUUGUUGGCAUAAACUAGAAAAGGAGACUGGAUUUGAUUUUCUAUCAUAUUUAUUGAACAUUCUGAAUUGUAACUGUGAAUAACGUAAUACGAAUUGACAUUGUCCUCAAUCUUGGUUGGGAUAUUUUAAACACGUCAAAAUUACUUUUAUGUUCUCCUCCAAACCGAAAUAUUUCCAA